CCGUCGUCUUUCAGUUUCGUUUUCCAUUCACGUCAAAUCGCAGUCUCGUUCGCUCCAUCAGUGGUCCGUGCUUGUUCCGUUGAAAAGUGGAUUUUCCUCGCAGAAAUCGCCCCCGGAAGUGUCCAAAGUGUGCCCGAGCGGUUCGACACGGAUCGGAGCUAGCAGUUUCGGUGCGAAACCGUGCGGAAAUUGGUGAAAAUCGUGAUGAAAGUUGAUUGCACUUGAACCUGUGAGAGCUGCUUCUUAGCUGAGCUCGCUAGAAAGUGAAAAGUUCGGCCCUCUCGCUCGCUCUCCCGGGGUCGUAAGAGGCCCAAGCCCAGCAGCUGAGGCCUCGCUCGCUCCACAGCAACAGCAGCAGCAGCAGCAGCUGAAAGUCGGACCCGGUUCGGAAAGAAAGCACACAAGACUCGGCGAACCUCUGAAGCCAGGAGAAAGAAGCAGACAAGACACGACACGACACACGAAGAGCAGCAGCAAGAAAUUUCACUUUCUAUUUUUUAACUUUUAUUUUUUAUGACACACUUGCGUGAACUAUUUGUGCUUCGUGGUCGGCCACGCGACGCUGGUCACGGCGGCGGUCUUGGAAAGGUGGUGAGAUCGGACGCGGCCGCGUAGCAGGUUCCCGGAGGGUUCGUGUGGACGGAGCUGGCGGAGAUCUGGAGUUUGCGGAAGUGUAAAAGUGAAAGGUGAACCGAGAAAAGUGAAAACUGUGAAAUCUCUCGGGUGGAAUUUGAGAGGUUCGUGAUCGUGUGGGAGGAAGUCGAUAGUUCGGCAAAGUGACGAAUCCGUAGAACGGGUCAGAACAUCAACCCGCUGCGCUGCACAGCUACGUGAAGAACUUUGCUGACACAGAGCUGCAACAACAACAAAAAGCAGCACGAAGAGAGCAACAAAAACGUCCGAGAUGUUGAACCGUCAUCGUGGUGGUGCUGCGAUCAGAAGAAACCUGUUUUAAGGGUCGUCCCCCCGUCCGAAGAAGAAGACGUCACUCGCGUGUGUGUGUGUGUAUCUGCGCUCAGUUUUUGCUGCUUCCAAAAGUUUGGGAGAUCCACCUUGAAGAGGAAACAGUGAUGUCGCAGUACUGACAAAUUGUUGCGCAAAUUAGUCAUUGGUACGGCGUUGACGACAGGGGCGAAACAGUGCCCGGGGAAAGUUGUGUGUGCACGGUGUGUGUGAAAAGAUCGCGAAAAUCGGAAGUGUAGCGAGCAGCAGCCGGGCCGACCUCACGAUGUCUACCGCGGAAGAGAACACGGCCAAGUCGGCGGCGACGGGGCCGCCCCAGAAGCAGGAUCCGGACGAGAAACGGGUCGGAUGUGCGCACUACAAGCGGCGGGCCAAGUUUGUGACACCUUGCUGUAACAAGUUCUACAUGUGCCGGUACUGCCACGACGAGAACGAAACGCACUUCUUCAACCGGAAGACGGUCACGGAGCUGAUCUGCACCGAGUGCAACACCCGGCAGCGCGUCCAAGCGGAGUGCGAAAAGUGCGGCGUCCGGUUCGGCAAGUAUACCUGUCUGGUGUGCAACCUGUUCGACGACGAGGACCGCUCGCAGUACCACUGCGACGGAUGCGGAAUUUGCCGCGUCGGCGGCCGGACGCGCUUCUUCCACUGCGAGGUGUGCAACAUGUGUCUGCCGAUGCAGCUGAAAUACGAUGGCCAUAGGUGUGUCGAAAAUGUGUCCCGAUCAAACUGUCCCGUGUGCUUGGAAGACAUUCACACCUCGCGCAUUCCGUGUCACAUUCCGGACUGUGGCCACCUGCUGCAUCGGACGUGCUUCGAAGAGCUGCUAUCAUCCGGUCACUACGCGUGUCCAACGUGUCAAACGAGUAUGAUGGACAUGAACCAGCUCUGGGAGUACCUUGACUCGGAGGUCGCUGCCACGCCAAUGCCAAAGGAGUACGAAAACUAUAUCGUUGAUAUACUUUGUAAAGAUUGUCACAAGGAAUCGACGGUGAAAUUCCACGUGGUCGGUUUGAAAUGCACCCACUGUGGCGCUUACAACACCUGCCGGACAAAGACUAAGAGUUUAGAUCUUCCUACGAAAAGCACAAUCGAAAGUGAAGUGGCAGCACGGCAGGCGAACGGCGAGGGCACCAGUGCGGCGACCGCGGCCAGUUCAUCUUCGUACUCCGCCACAACCACAACAACGACUUCUCCGGUGGCUGUCAACGGCGUUGCCACCGCCACCAUCCCCUCUUCCCUGGUACUAACAACCCCCGAAGCGGUUAGUUUAACCAACGGCGACGCCGUGGCAUCGACGUCCGCCGGCAGUGAGUCGGACACGUCUACCACAACGGCGGCUUCCAGCUCGAGCAGUACUUCCAACGGCGCUGGCAGUUCCAGUUCCAGCGCCACCAGCACCUGUGAUGAACGUUCGUCCCCGUACAGCGGCGCCAGCAGCAACGGGAACCAGGAAGCUUAAAGGCUUUCUCGACGAACCAUCUCUCGUUACACUACUCUCAAACACUCUCGCACUCCCAUGCGCCUCCGAGGGUACCAUACAUUGUGUGUUCAUUCCACUUCCAAGUGUUAGGUUGUUAGAAUUGUAUUGUAAUUUGACCGCGCGCCCGCGCCCCGUUCUAGUUCUUCCCCCUCAACCCACUUUAGGUUUAUUUUUGUUUUCUGCUCUUCUAGACGACCCUAGCUAACUAAUUGCAAAAUUUACCGUAAGCUUUCGUCAAAAUUAUCGGUUUAUCUCUAGGCAAUCACUAUAUCUUUGAUAUCUAGCUUUAUUUAUUUUAUUAAAAAGUUGUUUACACCGUUUAUUAUAUAUUUCGAACGAAAUACAGCAUUCGCAAAAUUGAAACCAGGUGUUGAGUUUUACGGAAAAAGUCUUUAUGAUUUCGACGAAUUAAGCUAAAAUUGAGUCUCAAACUGUAUCGAUGUGCUCACUUGCAAACUUUUGCCUCGGAUUUUAUUUUUUUCAGAAAACAUAUUUUUGCUGUGUACUUUUUCUGUGGCCAAAGAAAUCAUUUUCCAUCAUUGGUGCUCAGGAACACUGAAGCCGGGGAAUCGGGAAUUCGCCAAAAUCCGCGAAAAAUUGGGAAAGGUUGGGAAUUUGUGAUUUUUUGACAAAAGUCGGGAAAAGUGUAGAAUCCUAAGCAAAUCUAUCUUUAAAAAUAUUUUCUCACUCGAAAAUUGUUUAAUAUUUUGUAAAAUUUUCAAAAUAUUUUUUUCCAAAUGAUUUUCAACAGUUUUGUUGGUAAAUUACUAUCGAUAAAGCUUGAUUUUCAGUUAUCGGAAAACUGAUCAAUCAAAUAAUAUCCAAAACAAGUUUUGUUCUGAAUGAAAAAUUGGAAAAAAAAACUUUUACGCACAGUUUGAAGCCUGAAUUUUCCGUAGUUUCGACUAACCCAAGUUCGAUUAUCCCAAGGUUUGUAUGGAGCUUCGGAUAAUCAAAUCAUAAACAAAAUAAAAAGAUUUUUGCAUUUUAAUUUUC
Messenger RNA from Culex quinquefasciatus (southern house mosquito), 3442 nucleotides. It is a transcript of the gene Rchy1, whose product is annotated as RING finger and CHY zinc finger domain-containing protein 1. The record is from RefSeq and is a predicted model, not a curated record. Gene Ontology annotation, biological process: protein ubiquitination; ubiquitin-dependent protein catabolic process. Gene Ontology annotation, molecular function: zinc ion binding; ubiquitin protein ligase activity. Gene Ontology annotation, cellular component: nucleus. The transcript is spliced from 7 exons. Bases 1229 to 2425 code for a protein of 398 amino acids. Lineage: Eukaryota; Metazoa; Arthropoda; Insecta; Diptera; Culicidae.